Molecule: messenger RNA, 1650 nt
Organism: Kickxella alabastrina
Lineage: Eukaryota; Fungi; Kickxellomycota; Kickxellomycetes; Kickxellales; Kickxellaceae
Product: Metallo-dependent phosphatase-like protein
Exons: 2
Coding region: 211-1584 (457 amino acids)
Biological process (GO): GPI anchor biosynthetic process
Cellular component (GO): endoplasmic reticulum
Molecular function (GO): hydrolase activity
Source: RefSeq, a predicted model, not a curated record
CUUUUAAGUUCUUUCACAGAAUUACACUCCUUACCCUUCAGUUCACUUUUGAACUUUUAUACAUUAGCUUUAUUUUUAAUCCUAUUCAUUGUUACUCAUAUAUAUUUACAUCCAUCCUUAUAAAAAAUCUGACGGACGGACGGACAAAGCGCGUUUUCCAAAGCAGGCAGAGGCACAGUCUGUACACAAAAUCUACACCCAUCCUUUUCAAUGACUUCUGGCCGCCGCAUCGUUACUCGCAUACUUAGGAUAUACUGGGUCGUCCUGCUCCUUAUUGGCGAGAUUGGACUCUAUCGCUGGCACAUUAGCAGGUGUAAAUGGCCGAGUCGCGAGAAACUGGCCGAAGCCAGCCCCGAUUUCGUGCACGUGGCGAUAGUUGCUGACCCGCAAAUUGUCGACCAUUACUCGUACGGGCAGUCAGGUUUUUUUCUUCGAACAGUCGAGUUCUUCACUGAUAUUUACAUCCGCAAGUCUUAUCGGUUCUUGCAAACCAUCCGCAAUCCCUCGGCAGUCAUAUUCCUCGGUGACCUGAUGGACGGCGGGCGCGAAUGGACCGACGAGGCCUGGCACAAGGAGUACGAGCGCUACAAGAGCCUGUUUGUCAACCGCUCGCCGCAGAGAAUGCGCACCUAUGACAUGGCCGGCAACCACGACAUUGGCAUCGGAAACACUGUUGUGCCGCACGCACUCGAGCGCUUCCACAAGUACAUUGGCCCGACCAACCAGGUGCUCAACAUCGCCGACCAUGAAAUUAUCCUGCUUGACACGCUGACUCUGGAAAAUGACAACCCACAGACAAGCAAUUCCAGCCGCCAACUGGUGCAGCAGCUAUCGGAGGAUCGCAGCGGCGACAAGCCCCGACUGCUGUUCACACACGUACCGAUGAGCCGUCCCGACGGAACGUACUGUGGAUUCGAGCGCCAGAGCAAAAUAAAGUUUCUGCCGAACCGCCGCGGAUACCAGUUCCGCGACCAACUUUUUGCAAACACGACCCUGCGCUUGCUCGACGCCAUCCGACCCAAUGCUGUGUUCAGCGGUGACGACCAUGACUCGUGCACGGUCGAACACAAAAUUCCCUCGUCGCAGAAUACGACAACCGAGUACACGAUCGGCGCGUUUGGCUGGGCCAGCGGCGUGCCCAUUGCCAGCUACGCGCUGAUGACGCUGUAUCCGCGGACAAGCAAGGUAAAUGCACAGUUCCAGGUGAGGCGGUGCUUCUUGCCGUACCAGCUGGGCAUUUACGAGGUCUACAUUGCCAGCUUUGCCAUGUCUUUGCUUGUUGUCGCUGUACUGUGCUACCGGGGCUCGCACAGCUACCAUCCGGCGGCAUUGUACAGCCAGAUCAACCGCGGCUCGAGUGAUGCGCCCGAAUGCGAGAGGCAUCUUGUCUACUUCUCGUUGCCGUCGUCAGAAUCGUUGUCCCCGUCGCCGUCGUCGUCGCUGCCGCUGCCCGUGAUCACGCCUGGCAAAUGGUCGUUCAGCAAGCGCGGAUUUUUUGCCCAGUUCCUUAGCAUCAUGAAGGAGAUCAUUUGCGUGGCAGUGCCGACGUACAUCCUGUGCCUGUCAUACUUUUACGUGUGUUAGAUUAAAGAAAAACAAUAAUUUUCAAGGCAGUCAAAAUCAAGCGAAUUAUGUGUAAAUAAUUUUAUG